UCAACAACAGACGUGGCCGUUCGUAAAAACUUGCUGGAACAAGAAUUGAUCAAAAUUUUCGUAUCUAUUAGCAACAUCUGAACUCGGCACGAAAUGGGUCUGUGCAAGUGUCCGAAGCGGCAAGUGACGACCCAGUUUUGUUUCGAGCAUCGCGUAAAUGUGUGUGAAAAUUGCAUGGUGGUAAAUCACACCAAGUGUACAGUGCAAUCGUACAUACAGUGGCUGAAGGAUAGCGAUUACGAUUCCAAUUGUACACUCUGCGGAAGCCCCCGUGACAGCGAUGAUUGUGUGCGGCUUAUAUGCUACCAUGUAUUUCAUUGGAAAUGCCUAAACGCUCGUCAGCAGUUGCUUCCCCCGAAUACGGCCCCCGGCGGCCACACCUGCCCAAUUUGCAGCGAUCCCAUAUUUCCACCCGGCAACCUAGUCUCACCGGUGGCGGAUGUUCUGCGCGUCCGGCUAGGGCAAGCAAACUGGGGUCGAAAUGAGCUUGGCCUACCAUUGUUGCUCGACGAGAAGAGGGACCACAGUAAAAGCUUUCCCGUAUCUUCGACGACCCCGAUUGCGACGUCGUCGGGAUUAGGCAACGAUUCGGUGGCAGCAACGAACGGAGCAGCCGUGUACGGUGGCGUGCACAGUGGCUUGGCUCAAAUGCGUGCGGCCGGUAGCUCCGUGCCUUUGCUGUCCGGUAAGGAACGUCCCGAUUCACCACAUUCGAUAGUCAACCUGGAUCAGUAUGUUAACGUUGCCAACAGCCGACGAACGAAUUUGCUCUCGCGAGAACCACCGAUCGGUGGCUCCGACCGAGAUGACAACAAGUAUAAGCGCCGAACGCCGCAGGAAAUUUUCUCACGCUGGUCCCGCCGGCUGUACGCUCCGUCCGCCAGGCCCAUCUGGCGCAAGAACUGGUUCCUAGUCGUGACCGGGCUAAUAGCGAUCGUGUGCAUCGUCUACAUUAUGGCCGAAAUCACAACAGCCGAUCGGUCCGGUAGCGACCAGCACGGCUUCAUUCCAAACCGCAACCUGCCGCACGCCGAGGAGUGAUGAUAGUGAACAAGAGUGGAUGACCAAUUUUUGUUUUGUCCCGUUUUUUACACGCGUAAAGUGAUGUGCCGGACGUUGUGAGCGAACGAAGCCGGAAGACAGUGUGCAACCUUAAAAAAUGACCGUAAACUAAAGUUUUUAAACUAUAUUUUCCCUAACAAGGACCUUUUGAUACCUGGUGCUUUGGAAAAUAGGACAACGAUUUAAUUUUCAUCUUUAUCCGAUUGAACGUAUGUAAUCAUUUCCAGCGGGCGACGGACCCGUCAAGAGCCACAAACAAUAGGCUGGUAAAUUUAAUAUUAUACAUAUAUUUCCUUUAUGAUAAACUGAAGAACAUCGUUCUACUAGCCCCUUGUGAGAUAAAGUAAAAAACGGAAAUAUAUUCACUGCAUUAUUUAAUCUAUCGCUAGCUGUUAAACAAAAACAAGAAGUGCUCGUACCGUUUACUUGCUGCCCGCCCCAAAAACUAAUCCGAAGCGACCGUGUUCAGCGUCUGCCGUCUAAGAAAUUCGUUCGGCUUGUUUGGGGAACCAUUGCAUCUAUCAAACCUCCGGCUCAACCUCAACCUCAACCUCUCAAGGGUUACAGCAUUCAAUUUAUUCGAGCCGAGAUUUUCGUUAUUA
Messenger RNA from Anopheles coustani, 1664 nucleotides. RefSeq names its product zinc finger protein-like 1 homolog. The coding region runs from base 94 to 1041 and encodes 315 amino acids. NCBI's taxonomy places the organism in Eukaryota, Metazoa, Arthropoda, Insecta, Diptera, Culicidae. The record is from RefSeq and is a predicted model, not a curated record. Gene Ontology annotation, cellular component: Golgi apparatus. The transcript is spliced from 5 exons.